Messenger RNA from Clunio marinus, 279 nucleotides. NCBI's taxonomy places the organism in Eukaryota, Metazoa, Arthropoda, Insecta, Diptera, Chironomidae. The record is from the annotation of a GenBank genome assembly.
AUGAACAAAUUAAUCAUCUUAGUUGGAUUGAUAUUUGUAGCAACCCAAACUUUGUCAGUGCCUGUCGACGAAGAUUCAAGCAAUAUAGUGGAACAUCCAACCCCCCCUACAAGCCACAGAGGCCCACCAGGUCCCCCUGGACUUCCAGUAAUUCACUCAGGCCCUCCAGGACUACCUGGACCCCCGGGCUCAGCCGGAAGUUAUCCUCACCUUCCAGAGUUUAAAACGAAACCACUCAUAAUAUGUCCACCAGGUCCUUUAAGACCACCAGACUAUUAA